GAUUCCUUUUAUAUGAUAAUUAAGAAUGUCCUUAAUUUUCUAAAGAAAAGAAAAAACUAAAAGAAAAUAGAACAAAAACCCCUAAAACAUGUCACAGAUCGAAACAGAUGAGCCAAAUAAGGCCACAACAGAAGUUAUUCCCAUCGAUGAUGAGGACUUAGAAGAUGGUGAAAUCGAUGAUAGUGAUGAAGAGACGGCGGCAAAAGAUGAUGAAGAUGUUGUUAUAGUAUCCACUACGCAAGCUAAUAAUGAUGAUAAGAAAACUAAUAAAAAGAAUACAAACGCUAGCAAUAAUACAACAACUAACAAUAUAGAAACAACAACAUCAUCAAUAGUUACCGUCAUAGAUUCCUCUAGCGAUACAGCACCCACACCACCACCACCACUAUCUAAUAAUGUAAAUCUUAUAAAAUCGAAAAAACCUACUCCUAUAGAAGAUGAUCAUGCGAGUAGUAUUGAAAAUGCCAUAGCAAUGGCUUUAAAGAAAAAGGGUAUAGAACCAACAAUACCAAAAGUAUUGGAAAGUAAAUUACAGCAUGGUGAUGAAAAAGAUGAUGUGCCAGCACCGGGUCAGGGUCAGAGUAAGAGUAGUCGUCGACGUAAGCGUAAAAAGGAGAAGGAAAAGGAACGUAAGGAGAAGAAAAAACGUUAUGACUCCACGGAUCCCUUGGGUCCACCACCACUCGAGGAUGAAGUCGAUAUGGAUGAAUAUGAAAUGAUGAAUGUACGAGGCGGUAGUCCACCUCCCAUGGCAGCCCUACCAACAACAAAUACACAAACCAACAUGCAUAUGUAUAAAGAUCAAUAUGAUUCGGAGGAUGAUACGGGUGGCUCCUCCUAUGACAGCUAUGACAGUGAGGGCGAUGAUAGCAAUAGCGAAAGACGUAGACGUAAACGUAAAAAAGAAUCACGUAAACGUAAGGAGAAACGUCAACGUGAAGAUGAUAAAAGACACGAUAAACGUAGUCGCCGCGAUUCGAUGGAUCAUCGUAAUGAACCUAGAAAAUUGGAAUUGUGUAAAUUUUAUCUUAUGGAAUGUUGCGCCAAAAAGGACAAAUGCUCGUAUAUGCAUGCCGACUUUCCUUGUAAAUACUAUUAUCUGGGCAUGGAAUGUGUACAGAAGGAGGAAUGUAAAUUCUCUCACGGCAAACCAUUAUCGGAAGAAUUACGGAAUAUAUUGUUGAAACAUUUAGAAACAGCACCAAAAGAGAUUUUGGGCAAUUUUAAACGUUUGUCGCGAGAGAAUUCUCUAGCUAUGGUGACUAAACGUCAUGAGGAAUUGUGUCGUACAUUUAAUGUGCAAAAUGUUUGGGCACCAUGUACGGCCAGCUCAUUGCCCAUACACAGUAAUCGUCGUAAUAAUAAUAUGAAUAAUAAAAACAAUAAUAACAACAAUGAUCAGCAGCAUCAUAAUAAACAGCAACAACAACAACAAAAUACCAAUAACAGUGGUAUACCGUCAUUACUGGAUUUGGUAGUAAAUCCACCACCUAAUAUGGAUACAGCGAAUAAUAAGACAACAGGUGGCGGCGGUGGCGAACAAAACAAACGCAAGUCCAGAUGGGCAGAUAAUAUGAAUACUCCCGCAUUGAAUAAUAUCAAUAAUCAAAUGUCUAUACAACCACCUUCCAAGACAGCACCGGCAUAUUUGGAUUUGAAAAAUCUUCAUGGUAUUUUAAGUGCCGAACAUAUAGAUAAACUCCAGCAAUUGGGUGUAGUCAAUUUGGAACAGGUUAAUCAAUUAACAUUCGGGCAACUAAAUCAAAUUGGCUUAACAAUAGCCGAGAUAACAGAGAUUCAAUUGAAUGCCAUUAAUAUGGCCAAAUUGGGAGUAACAACAACGGGUGGCAGCAUGGCGCCAGGUAAUGCGGCAACUGUUAGUAGUAGUACAAGUCAGCAGAGUCCUUUGAAAACAACAGCAACAACAACAACGAAACCAGUUGAUAGUUUUGCUAAUCUUAAUAAGGAGUCAAGUUCCUCUAGUAAUGGUGAUGUAGACAUGCGUUUCCUACCCACAGUAUCAACCACUACAGUUGCAACUUCAAGCUCAGCAUCUACAUCAGCUGCGGGUCCCGAUAAGGAUGUCUUAACGUCUUCCAAUUCGAAUAGCAGCAGUGGUGUUGUUAUGGUGGACUAUUCACAAUAUCUAAAAGACUCAAAUAUCUCCUUCGAUAGAGGAGAUAUGUAUGAUGAUGAAAAAGAUGAAGAACAAUUGGUUAUAGAUGAUGAUAAUACCGAUAAUGAGGAACAUCAUAAAUCAACGGAGUCAUUGGUGCAAGACACACAGGAAAAGAAAUUACCCAGCGACUCCUCGUAUGACAAUGGUUUUGCUGCCCAACUACCCGCUAUGACAGGAUUAACACAAACCUUUCGCAAUCCGUUUAAAACCGAUACCAAUCUCUACGAUGCUGAGAGAACAAACUCUAGAGAUGAUAAACAUGCUACUGACAAGCUUUUAGGCGGUCCUCGUGAUAGAAGCCCAGAGGAUGAGAGAGAUCAAGAUGUAAUGGGAGGUUUCUAUAGCUCUUCGGCAAGAAGAAGAUAUUCACGAGAAAGUCGUUCUCGUUCAAGAACACCCACACGCUCACAAUCAAAUACUCCCGAAGCCUCACAAUCGCCACAGCCUUUGGCCUCACUGGGCGCCGAAGAGUGCCAGAUCAAGGAUGUGGUCUACGAGCGCAGCACAAUGUAUGAUUUUAGCUCACGUUUUGCCGAGGAAGACGAACAGAGAGCCUUAAAGACUAAAAUGGAUAAAGAUAUGAGAUUUUUACCGGCUGGCUUGGGUGCCGAUGCCUCAGCUAGUGAUAUAGACUUGCGUUUACCCUUCCAGCCCAUGACCAAUUAUACACCAGCCACAGAAAUAGAUGGUUCUAUAACCUCACACUUGCCCAUUACGUAUAAAGUGUAUGAAGUGGAUGUGCCGCGUCCGGUGUAUGUAGAACUGAGACAGCAUUUUAAAUCGGAUCAUGCUACCGAUCCUAGACUGCGGCGAAUUUUGGGUUUGCCAGAGCUGUCACAAUCGAAAACUUCAGCGGCUUUAAGUAGAAAAGUGCGCAAGACGAGCCACAGCAGUAGUAUAGCCUCACCCUCGGAGUCGGAAGAAGCCUCACCUAAAUACUAUACACCUCCUGCUAAUAGGGAAGUAGAGGAAAAACCCAAAAGCCGGGCGGAUCCACGAGGAGAUCCUAGAGCGGCGGCAGCAGCGGAGACUAGAACAGAUCCUAGAAGUGAGACAAGAACAGAAACACGUACAGAUCCCCGUUCCGAUCCCAGACGUCAAGAUCCACGCAGUGCUGCCACGGCCAAUGCCUCAAAUUCCAACUCCAUUGCUAGUGGCAGUUCUAAUGCUGCUGGGGGACAAAAACAAAAUGUAGAAAUACGUAAUCUUUUGCAAAAAUCCGAAUGGUAUAAGAAUCUUAAUUCCAAAUUCAAAAUAAUGGUUAAUCAACAGCUGGCCUUGGUUUCUACGGAAUUGAAAAAGUUUCAUCAGGAUCCUUCGCCCAAUAAAAUCUUUGACAUUUCGUUUAUAGUUAAUAACCAGACACUGCAACAGAUCUUAACCAAUUUGGGCAUUUAUAUCGAUGAUAAUGGUGAGGUGGCUCACAUAGAUAAUGAUAAUGAAGAGUUAAUGGACUCUGGAUCAGAUAUGAUGGGUGCGGGUAAUCUAAAGUCUAAUAUAAAUUUACCCAAUAUGUCUCAACCUCCCCCGAAUGUGGGUCCGGGUGGUAUGCAACAAAAUAAUCCUGCCUUAGAUUUCCUGAGAGCACCACCACCCAUGGUAGUGGCUCAGGGACCACCGCCCAUUGCCUUGGGACCCAUGUUUCAAAGACCACCCAUGCAGGUGCAAGGUUUUGCCCGUCCCUCUCUAUUGGGUAUGGCUCCGGCUGGCCAGGGUAAUCCUCUAAAUCCUUUUGCCAAUCCUUUGAAUAUAAAUCCCAAUUUCUUGGCAAAUCCUAAUCUUUUAGGUGGUCCCUUUGGACCGAAUUUUGGUCCUAACAUGGGCAUGGGACCCAAUAUGCAGCAACAACAGCAACAGCGUAAUUUCAAUAACAAUCAACGUAAUAAUCAGCGUAAUAAUAGAAGAAAAAUUUAGCAUACGGACUAUAAUGCUAACAAUAAACCUGAACCUGAUCCUCCUCCACCUCCAACUACUCCUCCUCCUCCUAUAAACUUACAAAAACCUCCGCCUCCACCUACGCCCUCUACUUCAACUCCUACUCCUUUAGAAGCUGCUUCAAUGGCUUCUAAAUAGUUUAAC
Molecule: messenger RNA, 4258 nt
Organism: Lucilia cuprina (Australian sheep blowfly)
Lineage: Eukaryota; Metazoa; Arthropoda; Insecta; Diptera; Calliphoridae
Product: protein suppressor of sable
Exons: 5
Coding region: 89-4093 (1334 amino acids)
Biological process (GO): negative regulation of DNA-templated transcription
Cellular component (GO): nucleus
Molecular function (GO): metal ion binding; RNA binding
Source: RefSeq, a predicted model, not a curated record